GUUUAUAUGCAUAUAAUGUAUAUCCAUAUUCUAUAUCCCCAUUCAGUUGUAUAUUCUAUAUUAUAUUCCAUAUUCUGAUGUCUGAGUUAUAAAUGUACCAUAAGCCAAUUGACCAUUUUGGACCUUUGAAGAAGUGUAAUCAAUCACUAUUUAUUAUACCGUGUCAUUGCCUCUGUGGAGUGUGAAACUUUUAGAGUUACUAAAGCCUUGUUUACCUUGUUCAUAAGGGAAAAAUAAUAUACUUUUGUUUCUGUAAUUACUGAGCAUUUUCUGAAAGUUUUUCCAUCUGAUUGAAAGAGAAAGUAAGUUGCUAAAAGCAAAGAUGCCUUGCUAUAAGGAGCAGCCUGGUAGUGCCUAAGUAAUGGCUCAUUAGGCAAUCGGGGAUCCCCCCACCCCCACCCUCCGGUUUCACUCGUACCCCUGAAGUGCAUCACGCUGCCCAAAUCAAAUUGCUCACUUAAUAUUUAAUGUUUCUGUGAUGGAAUCACUUUCUCCCUUGAGGUUGACUUCAGAUUUGCCAGACACACUGACAACACUGCACUCCUUAUUUUCCCCACAUGACCUCAGCUUCUGCUUAAAAAAUGUUCGAAUAAAGGAUGCUUUUGUUCAUACCUCGCCUGCCUGUGAUAUAUUGACAAAGUGUCUGCCGGCUGAAUGGAAUAGUUUUACAGUAUGAGUGCUGCUUUCAGUGGAGGGGCAGGACUUGGGCUUGAGAAGGAAGUGAAUUGGAUAGGUCAGGAGAAUGUACCAUUUGUAAACACCCCUUUCCUUUUUUAUUCACGUGUCAAGACAGCAGGAGCAGGCUGUUCAGUGCCCGUCCCUGAGCAGAGCCGGAGGGAAAGCAGCUUGGAAGUCAGCUGCAAUUUUUUAAACCUUGCUUUUUUCCCCCCCCGCAACGGGUCAUGAUCUUCAAGUGCUCGGACUUGUUUUAGGAGCUGUUUUGAAACUAACAUGGUUUAGUCCACUAACUGCAUGUUGGGUAAAUUCAAAACCCACAUGCUCGUCCUCUUGCAGUGGAAUAAGUCACAUCUGAUGGACAUUUUCUGUGCUUAUAGCAUAGUAAUGAACGUCUGACAGGCGCGACCUUUCAUAAGACAACCCACACUAUUGGCUUUCUGCCCAGAAUAUUGCUGCAACACUAUCUGUGAUUGGUUAUCUCUCUAUCAUGCAUUGCUUCACAAGGGGAAACGGCCCCUUUUUUUAAUAAAUCUACGAUGGCUGGCUGCAAUAUGCCUCACUGUUGGUACUAAGAAGUGCCUUUCCUGACGUCUCUGCUGCUUGGAACCGCUUCUAGAGCAGUCUCUGCUUUUGCCUUGCUUGCUGCCAGCUAGACUGUGACGACAGCACAUCCACCCUCCACCUCUAGCCCAGACACCCCCAUUUCUACUUAUAAUCAAGAGAAAAGCUCUAAGUAUCUGGCAUUGCCCUAGGCUGCUUUAGUUUUAAAAGAAAAGUUUGCUGAAAAAGUAAGAUAUCUUCUGCCAGGAAAUCAAGGAGGAAAAAAAAUUUAUUUUCUCGAUUUUGCUCUAAACUGCUGCAUCUGUCUAUGCCAAACUAAUCAAUACCGAUUGCACCACCAAACUCCAUUGCAAAUUCAGCUGUGAGGAGAUUCCCUUUCAGACAACUUUGCUGAGAGCAGCUUGGAAAAUCGGUGUCCAGGGGUCUGCCACGUUUUCAUGCUUGCAUUUUGGGCUCAAAAUUGGCACUGGGAAGGGGUUAUUGAGAGCACAAGGCUGAUUCGAGGCCCUACUUUUAAACAUUCAUCUACUUAAAAGAUCCUAGUAUUUGUCUAAAAACCAAAACCUCUUUGAAUUAACAGUUUUCAUGCUGUGAAUUUCUAGUGGGAGAUCUUUUCCUUGAUAUUGACAACCCAAUUUUCCAUGUACUUUUAAAGCAGGGAGUGGGGGAAAGUAUUUUGGAGGGGACGUUUUCAUCAUCAUUUUACAGUUUUAUCAGUUCAGCUUUUUUUUUUUUUUUUUUUUGGUUGUUGCUCUUUUUUGGGGGGGGUUGGGUUUGUUGGUUUCACUGAAAAUUUUAACUACCUGUAAAAUCUAAACAUGGCUGUUAGUGUCACACCAAUUCGGGACACAAAAUGGCUAACACUGGAAGUAUGUAGAGAGUUCCAAAGGGGGACUUGCUCACGGCCAGACACGGAAUGUAAAUUUGCACACCCUUCGAAAAGCUGCCAAGUUGAAAAUGGACGAGUAAUCGCCUGCUUUGACUCAUUGAAAGGUCGUUGCUCCAGGGAGAACUGCAAAUACCUUCAUCCACCCCCACACUUAAAAACCCAGCUGGAGAUAAAUGGGCGCAAUAACUUGAUUCAGCAGAAGAACAUGGCCAUGCUGGCCCAGCAGAUGCAACUAGCCAAUGCGAUGAUGCCUGGUGCCCCGUUACAACCCGUGCCAAUGUUUUCAGUUGCACCAAGCUUAGCCACCAAUGCAUCAGCAGCCUUUAAUCCUUACCUGGGACCUGUUUCCCCGAGCCUGGUUCCAGCGGAGAUCUUGCCGACUGCACCAAUGCUGGUUACAGGGAAUCCUGGGGUCCCUGUUCCUGCAGCUGCUGCAGCUGCUGCACAGAAAUUAAUGCGGACAGACAGACUUGAGGUGUGUCGAGAGUACCAGCGUGGCAAUUGCAACAGAGGAGAAAACGAUUGUCGGUUUGCUCACCCUGCUGACAGCACAAUGAUUGACACCAAUGACAACACAGUCACCGUGUGUAUGGAUUACAUCAAAGGGAGAUGCUCUCGGGAAAAGUGCAAAUACUUCCAUCCUCCCGCACAUCUGCAAGCCAAGAUCAAGGCUGCCCAAUACCAGGUCAACCAGGCUGCAGCAGCACAGGCUGCAGCCACCGCAGCUGCCAUGACUCAGUCGGCUGUCAAAUCACUGAAGCGACCCCUCGAGGCAACCUUUGACCUGGGAAUUCCUCAAGCUGUACUUCCCCCAUUACCAAAGAGGCCUGCUCUUGAAAAAACCAACGGUGCCACCGCAGUCUUUAACACUGGUAUCUUCCAGUACCAACAGGCUCUAGCCAACAUGCAGUUACAACAGCACACAGCAUUUCUCCCACCAGGCUCAAUAUUGUGCAUGACACCCGCUACAAGUGUUGUUCCCAUGGUGCACGGUGCUACGCCAGCCACUGUGUCCGCAGCAACAACAUCUGCCACAAGUGUUCCCUUCGCUGCAACAGCCACAGCCAACCAGAUACCCAUAAUAUCUGCCGAACAUCUGACUAGCCACAAGUAUGUUACCCAGAUGUAGAAUUUUCAUCACUAAACAAUUAUACUAAAGAGGAAAGGACAGUGUGCUUGGUUAGAAUAAAGGACGAGGUCAUUAGCCAUAUUGUAUAUACCGUCAAGCAACUCACACAAAAACCCCUCAGCCACAAGACAUCCACGUAUUGCAUGUUAACCAGAAGAAAAGACAACAUGGAAAUCCACUGCACACUGUUGCCUAUACACUUUGUACAUUUAAUUGAUAUUUGUGCUGAGGUGAUAUACCUGUCUAAAAGAACAACAUCGUCUUUCUUUUCUAGCACAGAGUUAUGCAUUCAAAUAUGCAUACCUAAUUAGUUUCCUAUAUAUCCAUGCCAUCUUGAAAAUACAGACUAUGGUGUAACCAUGAUUCUAUUAUGUAUUGGUACGUCUGUAGACCAAGAUAUAAUUUUUUAAAAAAAUAAGUUUAUUUCUUUCAAGGUUUACAAAUAACAAAGGUGCACCUUGUAUUUAAAAUUGCCAUUAUAGAUGAGAGCGUGCAUGCACAGUCAUUUUUGUUUAAGAGUAAUAUUUUUAAUGUAAUAGAUUGUAAGACGCGGUGAGGGAGGGAUCUGACAGAGAUGAAUGUGCCAAGCAAAACCACAACUGUGUAUCUUUUAAAGCACAUCAUGGCUUUAAGUACCAUGUUGUUAAGGAUUCUCAUGAAGUGCCAUAGACUGUACAUCAAAUUAGAGUAUUAUUUCUUCAGUGUUAUUGUUUUGAGAGCCACAUUUUGUUGCUUAUUUGCUAGUACUAAUCAGUCAAAGGGCACCAUUCUUUUGUUGUUUUUUUUUUUUUUGGAAACCAAAGCUGUCUCAGAAAUGGCCAAUUUAACUACAGUAACAAUAGACAGCACAACACAAAUUCUCUCAAUACAGAUAAACUCACACAUACUGGAGAUAUAUGUAAUAGAUAUAUAUAAAAUUAUUUUAAUGCAUUGUAGUGUAAUAUUUAUGCAUAUUAUACUGUAUAACAUGUUAUUCAAAAGGGAUAUGCCAUUUCUGAGACACGAUAACAAAAAAAAAGUUUGAGGAAAUUAUUUUGCUUCUAUUUAUAGCUCUGUCAAAGUCAAAAGACUAUAAAUGCUUUGCAAAAAUGGUUUCACGUUUGCUUAAAUGCUUCAUCACAGUCACGUUGAAAAUAGUGACUCUAAACAAAGAGGAGAGCAGCACUGUCAUCCGAUGCAUGAUAAACCAAAAUAUGAACAUGGGAAAUGUUUCAUUUACCUAGUAAUUGGGUGGGUUACGUACAUGGGUGAAUUUUAUAUGUGAUUUGUUUUUCGUUCUGUUCAGAUUAACUGCUUAUAGCCUUAGAAAGCCUUUUACAAAAUUAAAAAAAAAAAUAGAUGUGCAUUCAGUUUUUAAGAAUGGAUUCAUCCAAAGGAAUUCCCUUUUUGUGGUUUGGAUGUUGCAGCUAGUAAAGGAUAUUUUUGCUCUGUUCAGCAGUUCUAAAAAUUGCUGAAGUAGGGGCCAGGUCACUGGUAGUUAUAGUGUGGAAUGGGAGAAGUGAAAGUUCUGUUAUAGAACUUUCCAUACUUCCAAGUUUACUGCAAGUUUUUAUGCUUGAGAGAGAUGCUUUCUAAUAUAAGACUGAUGUGUUGAUUUUACUGAUUGUACUGUACAUCUAUUAAAGCCUUAGAUUAUUACAUUACGGGUUGGAACCCAUACCAAUGUAAUUUCAAUCGUGUUAAGAAAGUAAUGGUGACUUCACAUGUUAUUGUAGUUAGUUACAUUAUAGAAUAUUACUUAUUUUUCUUGUUAAAAUGUAGUUUUUCAUUUCCUACACUUAUUAGAUUUCAUUUUGUAUUAACAAUUGAAUACCAUUUCAGUUUAUAGACUAUUGUUUUAUUAGAUUUUACCGAUGAAUUUUUCAAAAUACAAAAAAAAAUUAAAGUAGUUUUUCCUUCAUAACAUACUCAGUUUUGAAUUACAUGUAGUGUCAUUUGAAUAUUCGUAUUAUUGUUAACUAAAUGAUUUAUAUUUUACUGAUUUAAUAUUAAAGUGUAAGAAUGUCAGUCAUUGUUAGUUCUUGUCUAGUUUUCAUUAAAAGAACAAAGAUCUUUUAUAUGGAUAUCUUAUAAAUAUAUAAUCAUUGCUAAGUAAGAAGUUAAGUUGUUGCUAUCGCAACAAUCCUGGCAGACAAUUGAGUAAUAUUUUGAUGAUUUAUUUUGUUUGUAAUUAGUUAUUAUAAGAAGAUCUAGAUCCUAGAUAUUAGAAUAAAAUUUAUUUUCUACUGUAUCCAUUUCAAAUGUUAAAGUAUUGUUUAAUAUUUUUGAAAUCCCUGAAUAUCAGGCCUUGUUAUAAAUAAGCUGCAUAAUCAAUAAAUAGAACAAGGGACUUUUUGUUGAUAAUCCAAAUACUCAAAGUUUACGUAAUGAGAAUUCUAGCGAGUGUGCAAACUCUUGAGGGUUGAUUAUGCUGCAAUUUAGCAUGUUGGAACGUCUAGAAAGAAGGUUGACUUUUUGCACUUCUGUAUAUAGUCAAAAGAGAGAACCUGUAUAAUAGUAAGAUCUUAUUUUGAAUAAAAACGUCUAUAAUUACAAGGAGUUUUGUUAAGGCUAAUAAAAUGACAGACUGAGCAAAAUUGCUUGCAAAAGUGGCACCGAGUUAGCACUCCGUACCCCUUCAAACAUGUUGCUUUGCUUUUUGUGGACAGCUUGUAGUUUGCCAGGAUAUUUUCAGCUGGAAAGAUAUGCCAUCCUUCCGAGAUCUCAUGACUGACAAAAACUCCAUCAGGCCAAAUCUGCCUGAAGACCAUUACCAAAAAUAGCAGGUACUUCAACCAUUUAAGGUGAAAUCAUGGAUUAAAUAUUCCUUACAUUUUUCAAAACUACUGCAUGUUUAAAACUUCAACAAAAAAAAAAGGAGAGAAAGAUCUAUACUAAAGACAUCUAUUAUUCAAAUCAGUUUCUGCCAAUUUCAGUGGUUUAUUGUUCACACACACACACACACACACACAAAUCUUCAAAACAAGUAUUGACUUUCACAAAAGUUAAACCAUAAACAGGCAAACCAGACAGCACACCGUAGCUAUAGUUGUUAUGUGAUUGUUUUUUAAUUGCUGUAGGAGCCUGUUCUUUCAGCAGGUGAAAAAAUAAAACACAGUUUAAAUUUCAUGGUUCUAAUUUUCAACUCAGAAGCACUCAAAAAAGCAAAUGUGAUCAUAGGCACUUGUUUAAUGAAUUAGCGUAGCCAGCCCUCACUCCAGCUGGUUACAAUGUUGCACUUAUCCGCAACCCUACGGCUUUCAUCUGCUGACAGGACAGAUGUGCUUGGUUUUACUCUUAUGUAAUCACAACUUACUUUCUGCUUGUAGUUGCUUAAAAUUAUGUAUUUUGUCUUGGGCUGCAAUUUGUUUUAUGCUUAUUUUAUUAUUACCGCAGUAGUUGACUUUGCUGUAUGGAAAAAUAAAGUGAAAUUGCCCUAAUAAAACUUCUCUUUCUUAAGUA
Phyllostomus discolor (pale spear-nosed bat) is the source of this 6698-nucleotide messenger RNA. It is a transcript of the gene MBNL1, whose product is annotated as muscleblind like splicing regulator 1. The transcript has 11 exons. The record is from RefSeq and is a predicted model, not a curated record. NCBI's taxonomy places the organism in Eukaryota, Metazoa, Chordata, Mammalia, Chiroptera, Phyllostomidae. The coding region runs from base 2058 to 3257 and encodes 399 amino acids. Gene Ontology annotation, molecular function: metal ion binding.